Molecule: messenger RNA, 6159 nt
Organism: Cyprinodon variegatus (sheepshead minnow)
Lineage: Eukaryota; Metazoa; Chordata; Actinopteri; Cyprinodontiformes; Cyprinodontidae
Gene: heatr1
Product: HEAT repeat containing 1
Exons: 42
Coding region: 82-6063 (1993 amino acids)
Biological process (GO): positive regulation of transcription by RNA polymerase I; maturation of SSU-rRNA from tricistronic rRNA transcript (SSU-rRNA, 5.8S rRNA, LSU-rRNA)
Cellular component (GO): small-subunit processome; t-UTP complex; 90S preribosome
Molecular function (GO): snoRNA binding
Source: RefSeq, a predicted model, not a curated record
CGGAUGUAGAGAGCAGCUUCCGGCGCAGACUGCCCGCACGUGUGUUUUGAAGGCUUCUGUUCGGUUCGCUCAGGAGCCACCAUGACGUCAUUGGCUCUCCAGCUGAAGAGGCUCGCGCUGCCUCAGAGCGACCCCAACCUGCUGACCCGUAAAGAGGUCGCCUCACUGCUCUUCGAUCCUAAAGAUGCCGCCACCAUGGACAGGAGCACCUUCUACGCCCUGGGCUGCACGGGGCUGGAGGAGCUGCUGGGAAUCGAGCCGGCGUUCCUGGAGUUCCAGGAAACUCUGUUCAGCCCUGCGUCGCUGACGCUGGAGCGCAGCGUCCAGUCCAAGGAGGUCAACGAGAAGCUGGAUGCAGGAAUCUCGCUGUUUCUAACGCGGCUCUGCCCCUAUUUUCUGCUGAAGCCGGCUCACAAAUGCAUCGAGUGGCUGAUUCAUCGCUUCCACGUCCAGCUCUAUAACCCGGACAGCCUGCUGGCCUGCGCGCUGCCGUACCACGACACCAACCUGUUCGUCCGCGUCGUCCAGCUGCUGAAGCUCAGAGACACCUCCAGCCGCUGGAACUGGCUGCGCUGCUUGCAGAAACCGGGCGUGCCGCUGUCCAGAGGGACUCUGAUCACACACUGCUACUCAGACCUGAGCUUCAUGGACUUCAUCUGCUCCAUGGUGACGCGCUCCAUCCAGGCUUACUCCGGACACACUGAGAGCUUCUCUCAGCUCAGAGUCAUCUUCUCCUUCUACGCCUCCACCAUCGUCCCCGCUCUGGACGCCGUGGACUCUGUGUCUGACUCCAUCGUCGCCAAACUGCUGCCAUAUGUCCAGAGGGGUCUGAAGUCGUCCCUGUCGGACUACAAAGCCGCCACCUACAUGAUGGUGUGCCAGCUGGCGGUGAAGGUGGUGAUGGAGGCCAGCCUGGUCGACAGCCUGACCGUGCAGAUCAGCAAGUCUCUGCUGAAAGAGCCGGUCCUGGCCAAGGAGGGUCUGGGCUGCCUGCUGGUGCUGCUCCAGAACCAGAAGGUGGAAUGUGUCGGUCCCAGAGCCGUCGGCAGUCUGAUCUCCAUGGCGACGCUGGUUCCAACGCUGCAGGUCAUGGCGGCCGGUCAUGAUGUCAGUCCUCUGCUGCGGUACCUGCUGCCUCACCUGGUCCAGCGUGUGUUCUACAGCAGCUCAGGUGAGAAAGGGACGGACGGCGUGAACGUGCUGGAGGCCGUCCUGAGCUCGGUCCCUCUGACCAAAGACCUGGACGGAACCGUGGCCCGGCUGCUCCUGGAUCAGUAUCUGAAGCAAACGGAGCUCGCCGCCGCCGACAUGUCGGCCCUGGAUCAGCGCCUGCUGCCUCUGCUUCGGCUGUUCGAGUCCAAGUACUGCCACGCGCUGGACGCCGUGCUCUCUGGUCAUGUGGUCGACAGCGACCCGCAGCAGAAGCGUCUCUUCCACCAGUUCCUGUCUCUGUUCGUCAGCAGCGGGAAAUUCCAGAUUCUAGACGACUCGGACACGUCGCUGCUCCUCAGCUUGAAGCACCCGCAGCCUUCGGUCCGAACGGCGGCUGUGGAUCAUUUGAUGAGCCUCAUCAGCUCAGAGCAGCAGACCUUGGACCAAACGUUCCUGAAGGACGCCGUCGCAGAGCGCCUCAGUGACGACGUCCCAGAAGUGGUCUCCGCCGCCCUCCGCGUCCUGCAGCUGCUGCUGGACGUCCUGGACCCGGAGGACGUGGUGUCAUGGCUGCUGUCGCUGCUCCACAGAGUCCGCCCGUCCGCUCAGCAGUGGAUGCCCGUGCUGACGGAGGCGGUGCGUUUGCUGUCCGACGGCCGGCUGGGAAACGGAGAUGCUGAGUUGAUGCAGAAAACAGGCUGGAAGCUCCUCCCCCUUCUGGUCAUCACCUCGGCUGAACUCGGACUGGCCGCCUCCAUCGCCCAAUCCGCCAUCUUCAGCCAGCACCCCCUCACUCUGGGCUGGGCUCAAGAACUGCAGGAUGUGAUGAAGAGGAGCUCUGAGCCUGACUUGGUGGGCCUGGCCAACCAGCGCCUGGUCUCCACGCUGACGAAGAACCUGACCAACAUGGAGCAUUUCUCCAAACGGGACGCUCUGGAGAAACUUCUGGUUCUGGUGGAGGAGCAGCGGAGCGCCGGGCUGAGAGGUAGGGCGCCCUUCCUGGUUCUGACCCGGACCCUGCUGCUCAGCCUGGGGGAGCUGAGCCAGACGCAGCACCUGCUGACGGCUCAGAAGGUCUACACGCUGCUGGAGCUCCACCUGCUGGACGUGAUGCAGAACGACGACGGCGAGGUGCGGCGUUUGUUUAAAGCUCUUUUCUCUGCUCUGAUGUGUCUCCUUGCAUCAGUGGUCCCCUCCUUGCUGUGCUGCGUUCGUUCUCCUGUUCGGGAGGUCCGUAGGGCCGCCCUCAGCGUCCUUCAGAGCCUAUCAGGAACCAGCAGCCUGCCCUUCCAGCCAAUCAUAGAGAGGCUGCAGAGAACCUCAGAGGAGAUCAUAGCUGACCCAUCAUAUCUGAGCACGGUUCUCUCUGUUCUUCAUGACGAGUCGUUAUCCAGCAAAGUCAAGUCGCAACAGAAGAAGCUGCAGGCGGCGCUGCAGCAGCUGCUGCGGAACAUUCAGGACCCCUGCUGCCCGUCGUACACCGCCGCCGCCCUGCUGAGGGCGCUCAGCCUCGUCAACGGAAAGUUCAUCCUCUCCGCUCUGCUUCCUGUCCUGGAACGCCUCCUGGAGCAAACCGGACCCGACACGCCUUCCCCGCUGCGCUCUGAGACCCAGCUGCUGCAGCUGGUGCUGGGGAAGUUUAACGAGGCGUCGGCGCCCCUGCUGGCCGAGGAGCAGAACUGCAUGGACCUGUUGGUCAGAGCUCUGCGGCUGGCCGGCUGUCAGAUCUGCGCCCUGGAACAGAUCACCAAGCCGUUCUUCUCGGCCCUCGGAGACGAGAAGGUGCAGCAGAAGCUGCUGUCGGUGAUGUUCGACCUGCUGGCGGAGGGUCGCAGCCCGCUGGUGGCCGGUACGGUCAGCAGCGUCUUCAAAGCGAUCGCCGUUGACGCUCAACUGGUGGCCAAUGAGCUCGCUCCUCCUGACAAACCAAAGGUCAGCGUCACGGUUCAGCAAACCCGCAGGAGCAGAAUGGUUCCCAGGAAGCCUCAGGAGAGCGACGCUUCGUGUCCAGAAGGGGGCGCUGUGCCGUGGCAGAGAGUCACACUGAUCCUGGAGCUGCUGCAACACAAGAAGAAGCUGAAGAGAGCCCAGGUGUUGGUGCCGGUUCUCUUCUCUUUGCUCUCCAGGAGUUUGGAGCCGUGUGCAGACGAUCAGACAAACAUGGAGUACACCAAGCAGCUGCUGCUCAGCUGUCUGCUAAACAUCUGCAACAAGCUGUCCCCUGAUGGCGGCCCCAUGGCUGCAGAGGUCCUGGAUGAGGAGAAGUUUAACGUGGAGCUGGUGGUUCAGGUGAUCCGGUUGUCAGACAUGCCUCAGACUCACCACCACGCCCUGCUGCUGCUGGCCGCCACCGCCUCCAUCUUCCCCGAUAAAGUCCUGCACAACAUCAUGCCCAUCUUCACCUUCAUGGGAGCCAACAUCCUGCGGCUGGACGACGCCUACAGCUUCAGAGUCAUAGAGAAGACCAUGGCGACGGUCGUCCCGGCGUUGGUCCAGGCCCACCGGCUCUCCGACGGAUCCUCCGCCCCUGCCAUGGUUGCCGUGGUAACGAAGAUCAUGCACGUGUUCGCCGACGCUCUGCCCCAUGUUCCUGAGCACCGGCGGCUGCCCGUCCUCGGACUGCUGGUGACCGCGCUGGGCCCCGCCCACUUCCUGUGGAUCCUCCAGCUGCUGCUGCUGAAGCUGCACGCCACGCAGAGCGGCGAAGCCGGCGACAAGGACGCGGCUCUGGAGCGCGACAUGGAGUUCUGGAUCUCCCUCAGCUGUCAGUUCGACGUGAAGCAGCAGCUCAGCUCCGUCAUCAACAUCCUGAACUUCCUGCUGCAGCUGCCAGACGAUAAAGAAGCUCCGCCGAGGCGGCCAGUGGGUCGGCGAGGAGUCGGGAGGAAGCAGGACGAACCAGAGAGGACGGAGGAGCUGAUCUUCAGCGUGGAAACUCACAGCAGCAAAGAGCUGCGGCACUUCAAGUUCCUCUGCGUGUCGUUCGUGGCUCAGCUGCUGGGCUCCAACACCUUCAUCCAGAAGGUCUCAGAGGAACCCGAUGACAGCGGCGAUGACAGCGGCGAUGACGGCGGCGAUGGCGGCGGCGCUUCCCUUCAGCAGCUGCAGCAGAGGGUUCUGGAGGAGAUCCUGCGCUACAUCCAGUCUGUGGCUCGAUGCGUGGAGGAGAACGCCGACCAACCCACCGCCAAGUUCUGGAGAGUUCUACUCAACAAGUCCUACGAAGUCCUGGACCGGGUGAACGCCUUGCUGCCCACAGACACCUUCAUCACGGUGAUGAAGGGGCUGAUGGGAAACCAGCUGCCGUCGGUGCGGAGGAAGGCCAUGGAGCUCCUCAACAACAAGCUGCAUCAGCGCCCGCAGUGGGAUGAUCAACAGGUGUCGGCACUCCUACAGAUGACCUCCGACCUCCUGGCCGUCGUUAGGAAGAGUCCUGGGAAGGAGUCUGAGGAGGCGGAGCAGGCCAUCAACAGGCAGACCGCGCUCUACAGCCUCAAGCUGCUCUGUCGCAAUUUUGGCUCCGCCCACCAGGAGGUGUUUGUUCCCGUGCUGCUGAUGGUAGUGGACAUCGUCACGACGACGAAGGAGGAGAAGAACGUUAUCGGCAGCGCUCUGCUUUGUAUCGCAGAGGUGGUCACUGAGCUCAAGGCGCUCGCCAUCCCUCAGUUACCAAGGUUGAUGCCAGCUGUGCUGCACGUGCUCAGUGACAGGAAGGAGCUGCUAACCAAUGAGAUCUACCAGCUCAGCGCCGUCACCGCGCUGCAGCGCGUCACAGAGACGCUGCCGCACUUCAUCAGCCCGUACCUGCAGGACAUCAUACUCCAGGUGUGCCGCCUGACUCGCCUCACAGAGACCGCCUCCUCUUCCUCCUCCUCAUCCUCGCCUUCCGCCCAGCUCUGCCUGCGUGUCUCAUCCCUGAGAAGCACACUGGCCACCAAGUUGCCCCCCAGGGUCCUGCUGCCGACCCUCUCUAGGUGUUACAGCUCUAUGGUGGAGGACAGGAAGGACCAGCUGGAGGCGCUGAUGAGCGUCCUGAAGGAACACAUCGCUCAGAUGGACAGCGAGCAGCUCGCCGUCCACCAAUCAGAGCUCACCACCUUCUUCCUGACGGCGCUGGACUUCCGGGCCGAGCGCUCACAGGGCGAUCUGCAGAGGGCGUGGCAGGUUGAGGGCGGAGUCAUCGAGUGUCUGAUCACCAUGGUGAUGAAGCUGUCCGAGGUCACGUUCAGGCCGCUCUUCUUCAAGCUCUUCGAUUGGACCAAAUCGGACAGGAAGGAGCGCCUGCUGACGUUUUACCGCCUCUGCGACCGCAUCGCCGAGCGGCUCAAAGGACUCUUCGUCCUGUUUGCAGGAAGCUUGGUGAAACCUCUGGCUGACGUGCUGAAACAGACCAACGGCUCCAGAACAGAUGAGCUCGUCUUUGACUCGGAGGAGAAGAACUGCCUGCUGCUUCAGCUGGUCCUUGACGUUCUGCAGAAGAUCUUCCUGUACGACACACAGAGGUUCCUGAGCAAAGAGCGAGCCGACGCCCUGCUGGGUCCGCUGGUGGACCAGCUGGAGAACGGGCUGGGCGGGCCGCAGACCUACCAGAACCGGGUCACCCAGCACCUGGUUCCCUGCGUGGGUCAGUUCUCCGUGGCGCUGGCUGACGACGCUCAGUGGAAAACCCUGAACUACCAGGUCCUGCUGAAGACGAGGCACAGCGACGCCAAGGUCCGCUUCUCCUCCCUCCUCCUGCUGAUGGAGCUGGCGUCCAAACUGAAAGAGAACUACGUGGUUCUGCUGCCUGAGACCAUCCCAUUCCUGGCAGAACUCAUGGAGGAUGAGUGUGAGGAAGUGGAGCAGCAGGUCCAGAAGGUGAUCCAGGAGAUGGAGAACAUCCUGGGAGAACCUCUGCAGAGCUACUUCUAGCAUCACGACCCACCUUUAGGACGUUCUGAGGAGGAACCAGAACAAAAUGCUCCGUUUUUACCUGAUCAAUAAAUGUUUUAAUUUCCUAACCUGAAA